Messenger RNA from Contarinia nasturtii (swede midge), 2301 nucleotides. RefSeq lists its product as uncharacterized. The record is from RefSeq and is a predicted model, not a curated record. The coding region runs from base 266 to 2230 and encodes 654 amino acids. Lineage: Eukaryota; Metazoa; Arthropoda; Insecta; Diptera; Cecidomyiidae. The transcript is spliced from 11 exons.
AGCGACUAAUAUAAACACAACUCUCGACUAAUUUCAACUGAUUGUUUUUGUCUUAUGUAAACGGUUCACAUGUUUGUGUUGUCAGCGUCAACCAUUUUACAAUAACAUUCGCCGCUUCUUUUCGUUUCGCUUGCUGUACGUACAUCAAAUGAACUGACAUAAUAUUUAGCUCAACAAUUUUUGACAAGCAAAUUUUUUUUUGCGCAUUCAUCGAUCGGUCAAACAUUGAUUAUUUUGAAUUUGAAAAUAAAUAUCAGUUUUAUCGAUGGAAUCGGAAUUGGAGGAAACAUUUUCGUUUGUUGAAUUCGAAGAAGAGCUCAAAACGGCCGCUCAAAACAUCAAUCUUUUCGAUCAAGUCAUAAGUUCAAUUGUGUCUGGUGAAAAUGAAUUGCAAAACGACAAAUCGAAGUUUCAAACGAUGAAAACAACAAUGAAAAACUUUCAUGACAUUUUGAAAAAUUUUAAUUCAGACGUUGACAUUGUUUUUGCCCAUUUUGAUGAACAAGCCACAUCGUUGGAAGAAUGUCACACACAAAAAGAAUUUGCCAACAAUAAAUGUCAAAUUACUCAUAUUGUCGAUGCACAACAGUUUAUUUGCUAUGUUAUCGAUAUAAAUGGCGAAAUUUUCUCGCAAUUGAAACAUUUUUGGAAGCAGUCCAUGGUUCAAGAAGUCGAUUCGAAUGGUUCUAGUUCGCUUGGUUUGAAUGACAUUUUUGGCAUCAAAAUCGAUUCGAAAGUGCAUCGUGCAAAAUUCAUUUUCGAUUCAUUGACGGCUGCGUUACGUAUCCGCUUGAUCGAUACGGGUGAAAUGAUUGAUCUUGAGGAUUAUAAUUUUCAAAAACUACCAGCCGAUAUUAAAUCACUUCCACCUUGUGCAUUCCUCUGCAAAAUCAAUCAGAUUGGAUCAGAAAAAAUGGAAUCGUUGUGCGAUUCACUGAAAGGUCAAAUAUUUGAAUAUCGCAUUUGUAAAACCGCUGAAAGCAACAGCCAAAUGCUUCACAUCGAUAUUUAUUCAACAAAUCCGUUUUUGGCUGGAUUCAAUGAAAAUAUGGAUUCAAAUUCGUUAGAUGACGUGGAUAGUGGUGAGCUGGUAAAUGGUUUGGAUGUAGUUAAAAAUGAUGUCGGUUCAAAUCUUGAACAAACAAUAAAUGAAACACUGAAAUGGAAAUGGAAUAUGGCAACGGAAGUUCAAUCGAAAAAAUCAGUGCACAUACCAAAUCCUAUUAAUAAUUCCAAUUAUGAUCUCAAUGACAAUACAUCAAAUGACAUUCAAUUGAACGAAUUUCGCAAUGCAUUCGCAACAUCACACCGCAACAACACAACGACACACAACGAUGAGUAUAACGAUGAUGCAAAUGGAGCAGCCGGUGGUGUUGCUGGUUCAGCACUUGAUACAGAGCAACAACCGUUGCGAAUCGACGAAAAAUCAAUUUCAAUUAAAAAUCGUUUGAACGAUUUCGCAUCAAACAUACAUUCAGUUGUAGUAGCCAACAAACGACAGACAAACAUCAUCAAUGUCCCUUCUCAGCCAUAUUGUUCAGUGAGUGAUUGGCGGGACUGGCAACAGAAACAACAAUCACCCGGCUCAAAAUCAUCAUUGACAUUUAAAAGCGUUCGCCCAAUGAAGACGCAAUGCGAAACAACAUACUAUUUUCAAAGCCAUCACAGCCACCUUAAAGUACCCAAUGUUGGCGACCAGACUACCAUUCUACCGACAUUUGUGCUGAAUGCCAAUGAAUUCUAUGGUCAAUUGGGAAGAGAAUUCAAUGGACUGCAAUACUUUGAGCAGCAAUUGAACGUACGUCGAGCACAUUACGAGUACAAACAAUACACCCAGAUACCAGAAAAAUCGGAAUUGGUUUUGGUAUUACUGGAAAAUGGUUUCUUUUAUCGAGCCAGAGUGUUGGACUGUGUUCAGCAACGAAUUACGGUAUUUUUACUUGAUUAUGGUACAACGCAUAUAGUUUUAAUGAGAAACAUUUACAAGUGGACAAACAUAUGCGACAAAUUCCCAUUUCAAUCAGUGCUUUUUACAUUUACCAAUGUAAGUAAUCAAAAUUGCACUGAAUCCGAAUUGGUCAAUUAUGUCAAAGAAAAACUACCGCAAACAUUUUUCUUGGCUGAAGUGGCGAAAAUCAAUGACCGAUCGAUUUAUGUGCGACUUUUUGACGAUUGUGGUUACGAUAUUGGCGAAGAAAUAAACUGCUUCUCUGCAUCCAUUCAAGGAUAGCAAUCGAACAAAACCAAACCAGAAAAUAUGUUUCAUGAAUCAACAAUUUUGCUAAAACGAAAUAAAUGAAA